Messenger RNA from Glycine soja, 3051 nucleotides. RefSeq lists its product as uncharacterized. The transcript is spliced from 9 exons. The record is from RefSeq and is a predicted model, not a curated record. Lineage: Eukaryota; Viridiplantae; Streptophyta; Magnoliopsida; Fabales; Fabaceae. Gene Ontology annotation, molecular function: phosphoprotein phosphatase activity. Bases 468 to 2675 code for a protein of 735 amino acids.
ACCAUCAUUAUUCAUUAAUUUGGUGGGUGUUUGGGAGCCGGAAGAGGGUAAACCCUCCGGAGGAUAAGAUUCACAUUGCAGUGAAAACCAUACAUACCCUAAAAGCGUCGAUUUGCAAAACCCAAUAGCGCAGUUUCAAUCUCAGAAUCCGUCUCUCGCUCUAUCUCGCUGCACGUUUCGAAGUUGAAUCGAGGCUUUUUGAAAGAGUCUGUGGCGAUAAAUGGGAGUAUAGAUUCGAUAGGAACAGUCCAAUCGGGAAAUUUAACAAAGGAGAAGUUGAACUUCUUGUAAAAUAUAUAGGUACAGAGCAUUGUGGAUUUGCUGGGUGAUCCCGUAAAAUAUAUUUAGAUACAGAGAAAGGUGUUUUUGCUGGGUGAUCUUCGAUUAUCGCUACUGGUUUGAUAUUGGAUUUGCAGGCUCUAUACAUUUUCUAGUUUAGGAGGUGCUUUGCCGUUUAAAGAUCUGUGAUGGAUGUUGUAAAUGAUUUGCAUAUGGGGCCUCCAGCAACAACCAAUAUGGGAGGUUCCACUAGUACAGAGGAUGUAAAUUCAUCACAGAAGCAGAAAAUGGCGAGAAAGAAGAAACAAGCUGUUGAGUGUGAAGGUGUUGAUUUUUCACUGGAUAAGUCUUUACCGAAGACGGAUGCUACUAUAAAGCACCCAUUACAUGGGUCCCCAGCUUUACCUAAUUUCUUAAGUUGCCAAAUAUUUGUAGAAUAUUCAACAAAUAAUGAAAAGAGCAAACGGCAGAAGACAACACAUAAUGCUAUUGAAGACAAUGUUAAUGGUUGCGGCACUCCAGAGUAUAUUUUUUCACCAAAAGCUUCCACACCUGCAUUGGAUAUGCCUUCAGAACAUCCCAUUCAAUGUUUUUCUAGUGAUCCAAUAACUAGUCAAUCUUGUGUGGAAGUGGGUAUUUGUCAGGGACAUAAUGAAGAAAAUGAGCAAAAUAUGAUCAAUACAACUGCAGAAAAUAGCAAUUCACAGCAUGGCAUUCCAGAAGAAAGCUGCAAUCACAUUUCAGUUGCAGCAAGUCCUGAGCCUUUUGUGAAAGAGUGUGUGUCAGAAGUUGUAAAAUUGAACACAGAGCAUGGUAUAAAUGAUAACAUUCCCAACCCUGAGGAUAAGAAUGGUUUAUUAAUGAAUACAAGUCUGGUGAAGAAAAAUGUUGAUGACUCACCGGAUUAUGGCUUGUCUGAUAAAAAUCUGUGUUAUAUAACCUAUGCAAGGAGAAAAAUGGUUAAUUCCAGUUGCAGAAGAAACAGUGGUUCCCCAAGUCCUGAAAAUGGUAACAAGGAACCAACUAUUCAGGAUCAUCAAAAGGAUGAUUCACACGAAUCUUCUGAUGGACCAUUGAGAGUUUGCUUGAUGGAUGGAGAAACAAAACUUUCAAUUGAUCAAGUUACCUCACAAAGUGGAGCUGCUGCUGAGGAAAUAAAGUUGAGUGCUGACAACAUUAAUGAGCAAAGAUUUAUGACUACAUCUUCUGCAGUAGACAUUCCUUCGGAGCAUCUUGAAACAGAUGGUAGACAGCUAGAUCAUACUGGGAUUACAAGAAAUUAUCUGUAUUGUGCAGAUGAGGAAAUAGAGUUGAACACUGACAACAUUAAGGAGCAAAGAUUUAUGACUACCUCUUCUGCAGUAGACAUUCCUUCGGAGCAUCUUGAAACAGAUGGUAGACAGCUAGAUCAUACUGGGAUUACAAGAAAUGAUCUGUAUUGUGCAGAUGAGGAAAUAGAGUUGAACACUGACAACAUUAAGGAGCAAAGAUUUAUGACUACCUCUUCUGCAGUAGACAUUCCUUUUGAGCAACUCGAAACAAAUUGUAGAAAGCUAGAUAAUACAGAGAUUACAAGAAAUGAUCUGUGUUGUGCAGGUGAUGUUUCUGAUUUAAGCUUAGACACAGUAAGAGACGGUCAUUUAAAGAUUUCACAAUUCUCACUAGACAGAAAUUUUGCCGACAAACAAAAGAAUAAGCUUCUCAUCCUUGAUUUGAAUGGACUGCUUGCUGAUUUUGUCAGUAUCAGUGACACUCCUUUCCGAAUAUAUAGACGAGAACCAGAGCCAGAUUUUGUGCUUAGAGGGAAGAAAGUAUACAAGAGGCCCUAUUGUGACGAUUUUCUACAGUUUUGCUUUGACACAUUUCAUGUGGGAGUAUGGUCAUCUAGAUCCAAGAGCAAUGUCAAUGAAGCUAUCAAAUUUCUUAUGGGGAAAUCUGCGUCCAAGCUGCUCUUUUGUUGGAAUCAGUCCCACUGUACUGAAACAAAGUUCACUACUGUUGAGAAUAUAGAGAAGCCCCUUGUGUUGAAGGAAAUAACAAAGUUGUGGGAAAAGGAAGAACCUGAUCUACCAUGGGAGAAGGGAGAGUUUAAUGAGUCAAACACAUUAUUAUUGGAUGACUCCCCUUACAAGGCACUAAUGAAUCCUAGGCAUUCUGCAAUAUUUCCUUAUUCUUACCGGUACUACCACACCAGAGACUCGGAAUUAGGACCAGGAGGUGAUCUUCGAGUUUAUCUAAAAGGGCUGGCUAAGGCCGAGAAUGUGCAAAACUACGUGUCAGAAAAUCCGUUUGGCCAACGGCCCAUAAGAGAAGCAAAUCCAUCUUGGGUUUACUAUCGUAGAGUUAUAGAGUCACUUAAAAGAAGCCAAAAUGCAGGGUCCUCAUUACCACUCUGAUGAAUGAAUAGCUGUUGAGUUUUGGUUGGUAAGGUGUCUGAAAUAGAUCAGUCUUGUAUACUUGCUACUUAAAGCAAGACUAGCUGGGCACAUGAUUCUACUGUGAUUAACGCCUUCUUCAUGGUAGUGCCUAAACUGUAUUCUGUUCAUUAUUUUUUGGCCUUCAAACGUGAUUGAUUUCACGUUGGAAACUGUUGACCAAUGAAUGCGAGUUUAGAGUCGGUCAAAAUUGAUUUUGUCUUUGACUAUUGUUUUUCGCACUUCUCAAACCUGUAUUAACUGAAUAAACUAGAAUCUGAUUUGAAGCUAUUUCCAGUAGCUUUUUGGGUCCGUUUGAAAAGAACACAAGUCUAUGAGGUAAUAUUUCCUUCUUUCA